AUGGACCUUCCAAACCCCGAGGUGCUCCCCGCCGGGCACUGCUACCCCUCCCUGGGAACGCGGGCCCUGGAGGCUGGCAUCAUGAGGUUCUCAGUGCCUCCCUCCAUCAGCAGGCACUCGGCCAUGGCGAGCGAACCCAGAGGGAACGGCGGCCCCAACCCCCGCUCGGAGGGCAGCGGCGGCGGCAUGGAGAGCUCCAAGGACAGCUCGAGAUGCUCCUCGCCCGGGCCGGACCCUGAGCGGCACGAGAGACUCCGGGAGAAAAUGAGGCGGAGGAUGGAGUCCGGGGACAAGUGGUUCUCUCUGGAAUUCUUCCCUCCGCGCACCGCACAGGCCGCUGUCAAUCUCAUCUCGAGGUUUGACCAGAUGGGGGCAGGUGGCCCCCUCUUCAUAGAUGUGACCUGGCACCCGGCAGGGGACCCCGGCUCGGACAAGGAGACCUCCUCCAUGACGAUCGCCAGCACAGCCGUCAACUACUGCGGCCUGGAGACCAUGCUGCACAUGACCUGCUGCCAGCAGAGCCAGGAGCAGAUCACCGGCCACCUGCACAAGGCCAGGCGGCUGGGCCUCAAGAACAUCCUGGCCCUGAGAGGAGACCCCGUCGGCGAGCAGUGGGAGGAGGAGGAAGGCUGUUUCCGCUACGCCACAGACCUGGUGAAGCUGAUCCGCAGCGAGUUUGGCGACUACUUCGACAUCUGUGUGGCCGGUUACCCCAAGGGCCACCCCGACGCGGAGAGCUUGGAGGACGACCUGGAGCACUUGAAGGAGAAGGUGGAUGCGGGGGCCGACUUCGUCAUCACCCAGCUUUUCUUCGAGGCGGACACGUUCUUCCACUUCCUCCAGGCCUGUUCCAGGGUGGGCGUCACCUGCCCCGUCCUCCCCGGCAUCUUCCCCAUUCAGGGCUACCACUCCCUGCGGCAGCUCGUGAAGCUGUCCAAGCUGGAGGUGCCGCAGAAGAUCAGGGACGUGAUCGAGCCCAUCAAGGACAACGACGAUGCCAUCUGCAACUACGGCAUCGACCAUGCCGUGAGCCUGUGCCAGGAGCUGCUGGCCAGCGGCCUGGUGCCCGGCCUGCACUUCUACACCCUCAACCGCAGGAUGGCCACCACCGAGGUGCUGAAGCGCCUGGGCAUGUGGGCCGAGGACCCCAGGCGCCCCCUGCCCUGGGCUGUCAGCGCCCACCCCAAGCGCCGGGAGGAAGACGUGCGUCCCAUCUUCUGGGCCUCCAGACCCAAGAGCUACAUCUACCGCACCCAGGACUGGGAUGAGUUCCCCAACGGCCGCUGGGGCCACUCCUCCUCGCCAGCCUUCGGGGAGCUGAAGGACUACUACCUCUUCUACCUGACCAGCAAGGCCCCGCGGGAGGAGCUGCUGAAGAUGUGGGGGGAGGAGCUGACCAGCGAAGAGAGCGUCUUUGAAGUCUUUGUCCACUACCUCUCGGGGGAGCCGAACCAGAGCGGCUGUCCAGUCACCUGCCUGCCCUGGAAUGACGAGCCCCUGGCGGCCGAGACCAGCCUGAUGAAGGAGGAGCUGCUGCGUGUGAACCGGCGGGGCAUCCUCACCAUCAACUCCCAGCCCAACAUCAACGGGAAGCCGUCCUCCGACCCGGUCGUGGGCUGGGGCCCCAGCGGGGGCUAUGUCUUCCAGAAGGCCUACUUGGAGUUCUUCACUUCCCGAGACACGGUGGGGGCACUGCUGCAGGUGCUGAAGAAGUACGAGCAGCGCGUUAACUACCACAUCGUGGACGUGAAGGGUGAAAACAUCACUAAUGCCCCCGAGCUGCAGCCCAACGCCGUCACCUGGGGCAUCUUCCCUGGGCGAGAGAUCAUCCAGCCCACGGUGGUGGACCCGGUCAGCUUCAUGUUCUGGAAGGACGAAGCCUUCGCCCUGUGGGUGGAGAAGUGGGGCAAGCUGUAUGCCGAGGAGUCCCCGUCCCGCAUGAUCAUCCAGCACAUCCACGACAACUACUUCCUCGUCAACCUGGUGGACAACGAGUUUCCGCUGGACAACUGCCUGUGGCAGGUGGUGGAGGACACGUUCCAACUGCUCCACAGACCCGGAACAAGGCGGGACAGGCUCCGGGACCCCGUGCCCUGA
Pipistrellus nathusii (Nathusius's pipistrelle) is the source of this 2097-nucleotide messenger RNA. The record is from the annotation of a GenBank genome assembly. Lineage: Eukaryota; Metazoa; Chordata; Mammalia; Chiroptera; Vespertilionidae.